ACCAGGCUGGGAGGCUGCGCGUGCGCGGGGGCCCAGCCGGCUCCGGCGGGCGCGGUGCGUCCCUGAGGCUGGAGGUCGGGGUUUGUCAGCGGCCGCGAUGACCCAGGCGGAGAAGGGGGACGCUGAGAACGGGAAGGAGAAGGGCGGAGAGAAGGAGAAGGAGCAGCGCGGCGUGAAACGACCCAUCGUGCCCGCGCUGGUGCCGGAGUCGCUGCAGGAGCAAAUCCAGAGCAACUUCAUUGUUGUCAUACACCCAGGUUCAACAACCUUAAGGAUUGGGCGAGCUACAGACACACUUCCUGCUAGCAUUCCUCAUGUAAUUGCACGAAGGCACAAACAACAAGGGCAGCCACUAUACAAGGACAACUGGCUCCUAAGGGAAGGACUAAAUAAACCAGAAAGUAAUGAACAAAGACAAAAUGGCCUUAAAAUGGUGGAUCAAGCAAUAUGGUCUAAAAAGAUGUCAAACGGUACAAGACGGAUUCCUGUGUCCCCUGAACAGGCACGCUCCUACAACAAGCAGAUGCGACCUGCAAUUUUAGAUCACUGUUCUGGAAAUAAGUGGACAAACACAUCUCAUCACCCUGAGUUUUUGGUGGGAGAAGAGGCCUUGUAUGUUAAUCCAUUGGACUGUUAUAAUAUUCACUGGCCUAUCAGAAGAGGUCAGUUAAAUAUUCACCCAGGACCUGGGGGCUCCCUUACGGCUGUUCUGGCAGAUAUUGAAGUAAUAUGGUCUCACGCAAUACAAAAAUACUUGGAAAUUCCACUCAAAGAUUUAAAGUAUUAUAGAUGUAUCUUGCUGAUUCCUGAUAUCUAUAAUAAACAGCAUGUGAAAGAACUAGUGAAUAUGAUCUUAAUGAAGAUGGGUUUUUCAGGGAUUGUGGUCCAUCAGGAGUCUGUGUGUGCCACCUUUGGAAGUGGUUUAAGCAGCACUUGUAUCGUAGAUGUUGGAGAUCAGAAGACAAGUGUGUGUUGUGUGGAGGAUGGGGUCUCUCAUCGGAAUACUCGGCUCUGUCUGGCGUAUGGGGGCUCUGACGUGUCAAGGUGUUUCUACUGGCUGAUGCAGCGAGCUGGGUUCCCUUACCGAGAAUGCCAGCUAACAAAUAAAAUGGAUUGUCUUCUUCUACAGCACCUUAAAGAAACUUUUUGUCAUUUAGAUCAGGACAUCUCUGGGCUUCAGGAUCAUGAGUUUCAGAUUCGACAUCCGGAUUCCCCUGCCCUACUUUACCAGUUUCGAUUAGGAGAUGAAAAACUCCAGGCUCCAAUGGCUUUGUUUUACCCAGCAACUUUUGGAAUUGUUGGACAGAAGAUGACAACCUUGCAGCACAGAUCCCAGGGUGACCCUGAGGAUCCUCAUGAUGAGCAUUAUCUGCUGGCCACGCAGAGCAAGCAAGAACAGUCUGCAAAAGCUACUGCUGACCGAAAGUCUGCAUCCAAACCCAUUGGAUUUGAAGGUGAUCUUCGUGGCCAGUCCUCUGAUCUUCCAGAAAGACUCCAUGCCCAGGAGGUGGAUUUGGGAUCCUCCCAGGGAGACUGUUUGAUGGCCGGCAAUGAAUCUGAGGAGGCUCUCACAGCACUGAUGUCCAGGAAGACUGCCAUCUCGCUGUUUGAAGGGAAGGCCCUGGGCCUGGAUAAAGCCAUUCUUCACAGCAUAGACUGCUGUUCAUCUGAUGAUACCAAAAAGAAGAUGUACAGUUCCAUCCUGGUGGUAGGAGGUGGUUUGAUGUUUCAUAAAGCUCAAGAAUUUCUGCAGCACAGAAUUCUCAACAAAAUGCCACCUUCAUUCAGGCGAAUUAUUGAGAAUGUGGACGUGAUCACAAGGCCCAAGGACAUGGAUCCCCGGCUGAUUGCAUGGAAAGGAGGGGCCGUGCUGGCUUGUUUGGACACGACACAGGAGCUGUGGAUCUAUCAGAGAGAAUGGCAGCGCUUUGGUGUCCGCAUGUUACGAGAGCGAGCUGCUUUUGUGUGGUGAAAGUGGGCAGGAAGUCAGUGUUGAAGACCAAAAAUAAGCAUCCUGGUAUAAAGACUCUUAAAGAAUAUAUGUAUUUUAAUUUAUUGACUCAGAUGCUUAAGUUUCAUGGAAAAUAAAUGAAUUUUAACUUUUAUGUUGACA
Panthera uncia (snow leopard) is the source of this 2113-nucleotide messenger RNA. It is a transcript of the gene ACTR8, whose product is annotated as actin related protein 8. NCBI's taxonomy places the organism in Eukaryota, Metazoa, Chordata, Mammalia, Carnivora, Felidae. The record is from RefSeq and is a predicted model, not a curated record. The transcript is spliced from 13 exons. Gene Ontology annotation, cellular component: Ino80 complex. Bases 98 to 1972 code for a protein of 624 amino acids. Gene Ontology annotation, biological process: double-strand break repair; regulation of DNA-templated transcription.